GUCAAAGGGAUCUAGAGUCUACUGGGGUGGGGGAUUGUUAUAUAUUGCGCUUUUAUUAUAUUCAACAGAUCAAUUCAAUAUAAAUAGUCAAUUUUACUGUUCAAUCAUAAUCGCCCAACGUUUAUAUUGAGCGAUACAUUGUGUGAGUUUCUCGGAUCAAAAAAGAAUAUCAAAAUGGUCAACGUUUCUAUGCGUACUGUGCUUGUUGUAGCAUCUGUAGUUUUACUUGCAUACUCAAUUCAAGGUUUACCAGUAAAUGAUGAUGCUAAUCUAAUGACAGAACAGACAUUUAACACAACCACACCAGCUCCUGGAGGCAUUAAAGGGUGGAUUAAAGGAAUUAAAAACAAAAUUCAUGAACAUAGUAAAAAUUGCCGUCACGGGGGUGUUAUUGGAUGGUUUAAAAAUAAAUUAGGUAUUAAAGGUACAACAGCCAUACCACCAUAUGAUUCAUCCACAGUGUAUAAUAACCAACCAGGCUAUCAACCAGGAACAGGUUUGCAACCUAAUUCAAAUCAACCAGAAUCAGGUUUUCAACCUGAAAUGGGCUAUCUACCUAAUUCUAACCAACCUGAAACAGGUUAUCUACCUAAUUCUAACCAACCUGACACAGGUUAUCUACCUAAUUCUAACCAGCCUGACACAGGUUAUCUACCUGAUUCCAAUCAACCGGAUUCAGGAAUUUAUCAACCAGACAUAAAUAACCCAACUCAAUUUGAAAACGGAAAUAGUUCACCAGAUGUCAUUAAUAAUGAAAACACAGACGACUUUGAUUUAGAAAGACCAGUGAGCGAAAACGUAAAUGAAUUUCCAGACUAUAACCCCUCAACGCCAUCUCCAAAUUUGGGUAAUGGCGGAGAAGGUAUAAUAGAAGAGAGAUUCGGCAAAAUUAAAUGAACUUGAACCAAAGAAAAUUAUUUUUUUAAAAAGUGAUAACUAAAGUUCCAUAUUUGUUUAUUUUUUAUUGACUUGUAAUUAUUGACCUAUGAUGUAUACAAUAUUUCUAUUGAUUGUGUACUAGNU
Messenger RNA from Daktulosphaira vitifoliae (grape phylloxera), 1023 nucleotides. RefSeq names its product enamelin-like. NCBI's taxonomy places the organism in Eukaryota, Metazoa, Arthropoda, Insecta, Hemiptera, Phylloxeridae. The transcript has 2 exons. Bases 175 to 897 code for a protein of 240 amino acids. The record is from RefSeq and is a predicted model, not a curated record.